GUAUUGAUCCAAACAAAGCAUGAAAAUGUGCAGAUGGGGAAAAGUGAUAUGAAAGUGUUUUGAAUUAUAAGGGAAUGGAUACUACAAUUUUGGUUAAUUAUUGAAAAUAUGUGUUAGUAUAUAAAAUGGAGGAUACAGCCUCGAUGCCUUUGAAGUUGUGGGCGGAGAUAUUCCAUGUGGUGGGUCAUGGAGACUUUAUGCAGUGGAAGCGUGUAUCUGAGGAUGUCGUGCCCAUCAAUAUCACUUGUGUGGAGGACACGCCCAAAACCCUUUUCCAGGUCACAGCUUACAAUAGACAUGUUGAAAAGAUCUUUGAUGUCAGAAUUGUUCAACCAGGUACCAUUCUAUGCCCAGCAACAGAUUGUUUUGUACACUGGAGGGACCCUCCAAACAACAGUGAAUGGGGACUGAACUUUACAACCCCACAAGAUGCCAAAAGAUUCAGAGACUGCUGUUCGUUGACCAGUCAGAAAUAUGCAAGGAAAGCCUCCUCAGCUAAUUCAUUGAGACUCAGUCCACCAAAGGGUAAAGGUAAACCUAGCGUGUCAUCACCUAACUCUCCGAUACACGAUCCCCGUCGGGUCAUCUCUACUCCUUAUGACUUGAAUCAGGUUGAGCCAUGUGAGUGUAUUACACCAUCAACGGAACGUGAAGCAUUUUCUCGUGACAAUAAAGCUGCUACGAUACCUAGAACACAGACUGAAUCAGGGGCAGAUAAUCAGAAAUUUCAACCGCGGGGAAUUCUUAAACCAUCGUCUGGUUCCUCUGGGCCAGUGUAUGAAUCUAUUAACAAUUGCCGACAAUCAGUGAAUAAUUUAGAGCAAGGCGGCCAUGUUUACCAAGGUCCCAGAUCUGCGUCUGCUGGACCGCUGACUUAUAGUGAUAGUGUAGAUCAAUCUGGGUCAAACUCCGGUGCAUUUUCAAGAUACGGGAAAUCUCCUGUCAGAACAUGUGAAAAUAUACGUGUCGAAACAGCUUUUGUAGGUAAUUUCGAAAGUUCAUGUGAUUUGGACCAAACAUCUGGUAGGAAAAGUGUUACUAUAGCAACUAAACAUGAAGAGAAAGAAAUAGAACAAGAUCCACCGACACCUGUUGAUAAUGAAAAUCAAAGUAUUGUUGUGCACAAGGAUUGUAUACGUAUUUUAGCUCCGCAACCUCACAAGUUAUUACCAGAUUCCCCUAGAAGUAGCUCACAUAAUUCAGAAUCCCCAGAAUGGCCUUCACCCCCUGAACCUUUGACCCCUCAAACCCCACAGACACCAACUUAUAAUCUUGAAUUUGAUAGUGACUCUAUAAAGAGAAUGUUAGAGAAUUUACCGUUGUCUCCAGAAACAGAUUCAAUGGCAGGAAGUAUUCAUGAGCACGAUCAAGGCUUUCAUGAAGACUCAUUAUGUUCUGGUUUGAAGGAUCAAAACCAGGGUUGUAAAGGCAAAGUAGGGGCAAAUGGAACACAGUGUAGUACAACAAAAUGUGAUAAUCGUCCUAAUCAGUUAGGCAGUCCACAACUGUUAGAUUGUGAAAUUGCUAAAAGAUGUGUUAGAGACAGCUUUGGUAGAGAUUCGAACCCAGACAGUGGAUUUGGCGGCAUGCCAAGUGAUGUAGCGGUGUCACUGUCAUCUGGUGAGACAGCUAGUAUACAGAGUACAGGUUUGGAUGUUACUAGACAAGAUAUAAGGGAUGGUGGAUCCACGGGGGCCAGCAGCCAUGACGGGAGCAGUUCUUGCAGUCAUCUCAGCCAGAGUGACCUCAUCAGCCAGUUAACUGAGGGACAGUUUAUGUCUGCUGAGAUAUCAGAUGAUGAGGCUGGAAGUGAUGAUAGUAUACACACAGUGACCGAGGCAGAGAGUCAGUUCUCAUAUGCCAAACAACAAGGUGCCAUAAGAAAAGCUGGAUGGCUUGUGGUGAAGAAUUGGUUAGUACAAAAGAAGAAGAAGUUGGAGUUGGCCCCGAGGCGGACCUGGAAGAGGUACUGGGUAUGUCUGAAGGGAACAGUUCUCCUGUUUUAUGAUGGAGAUAUAGACAAUGUCACCAUAGAAGAGACAGUUCCUAGACAUAUGCUUGUGAUAGAAGGAGGGAUAUCGCAGGCAGUUCCUGAACAUCCAAAACGUGACAAUAUAUUCUCCCUUAGCACAGCAUUUGGUGAUGCUUACCUCUUCCAGGCCUCUAGUCAGACAGAAUUAGACUCAUGGGUUUGUGCAAUACAUUCGGCGUGUGCUGGUUCAUACGCCCGUCAACAUGGCAAGGACAAUAUUGUACGGCUACUCAGAUCUGAGCUCCAUAAGCUGGAAACAAAUAUCGAUAUCGACGUUAAGAUGCGUAAGAUGGCGGAGCUACAACUGACAGUGGUGUCAGACCCACGGAGCCGGCAGGCAAUUAUAAAACAGAUACGCCAGUGGGAGGAGAACAUAGAAAAGCUAUAUAUAGAACAGUAUCGUCUACGUUGUUACUCAGCUUCAAUACAAGGCUCGGAACUCCCAAACCCAAAGGUAUUACUUUCAAACGUGUCAAAGGCGUCCAAGGUUACGUUGAGCAGACUAGGUAUAUUCACUGUGUCAUCAUUUCACGCACUAGUGUGUGCUAGGAAACCCCUUGUGAUGCCCAGCUUGUAUGGAAAGGGGAACCAGAAAGGCGGCCUACUGUCCCCUAGAGGUGAUGGAAUGUUUAAAUAUCACAGUAAACAUAUGAACGCUGCUCCUUCCUCACAGUCAGUAUUCAAGGCGGCGGAGAUAGAUGAGGUUGUAGGAGACAUGAUGGCCAAGGACGGGAGCCAGUCCCCAUCAGGAUCUACGGGAUCCAGUGAAAUACUUUCCAAAGUUACUGUGCCAAAUAAUCAGUCUGUGACUGUGGGUAUUAAGAAAUCUACAAAUGCAGAAGAUGUAUUGACUUAUGUGUGCAAUAAAAGACAACUCAAUCCAAGGGAUCACUAUGUUCGUGUCCGUCUACAAGGGGCUCCAGAGGGUAGUUACCAGUAUCCAAAUAGAACAGAAAAUAUCAAGAAAUUGAAAUGUGAGCUUGUAGAGGUGUGUCAGAAGCAUAUAUAUCAGGUGGAGUUAUGUAAAGGGGAGGAGUUUAAGGAUUAUGGUUUGAAGAUAGAGGCGGAGCUUGCCCAGGACUGUGAUAGAGAUGAUGAUCUCAGAAUAUAUGUUGCUGAUGUCAGACCUGAUAGUCUUGCUGAUAAGAAAGGUUUGAAGUCAAGUGACGAGGUUGUUGUUAUAAAUGGGAAGGUUGUGUCUGAGUUAGAUAUGGUGUUUGUGGAGUCCUUGUUAACUGAAUCGGACAGCAUCUGUCUAACUGUACGAUCCCUAUAUGCACCAACCGGUAAUGUUGCCAUAGAAACGCCGGAAUCCUGCCCACCUCCUCCUAGUCAGUCACGUAUCAGUGAUAACAGUAUUGAUAAUCUCAAGAUACCACCACCUUCAUCAGGUUCAAGUUCAGUCAACACUAGUUGCCAUAAUUCGCCACAUUCAAGCUUACCGAAGCCUAAACUGUCAUCGGACCAGGUGGAUGCCUUAUUACAGGGAGCUGACCAGGUCACGGCUAUAUGUCGGGAAUCUAAUGAUGACAGCACAGGAAGUAUUAACCGACAGUUGUCUGAGGUAGAGAGAUUGCGGAAGGUUAUUAUGGAGUUGGUUGAUACAGAAAAAGCUUACGUCAAGGACCUUAAUUGCCUACUGGAGAGAUAUGUCGAGCCUCUUAAAGAGGAGAUGUUCCUCUGUGCUGAUGAGAUAGACCAUAUAUUUGGUAAUAUACAGGAGAUAGCCUUGUUUCAGCGACAGUUCCUACACAGUCUAGAGGAGGCCAUACAGUUAGAUAGUCCUUUCUUUCAAGGCACAGACAUCAAACAUUACCGGAGAGUGUUGUUUUCACUUGGAGGCUCAUUUCUGUUCUACGCCAAUCAUUUUAAAGUUUACAGUUCAUUUUGUGCCAGUCACUCAAGAUCUCAGAAAAUACUCAAUCCAGAUACAAUUAACGAGAAGUUGAAAGAAUUUCUGAUAGCAAGAAAUCCAAAGCAUCAGCACUCGUCGACCCUCGACUCGUACCUGAUCAAACCUAUACAGCGAAUACUCAAAUACCCACUACUUCUACAACAGCUCUGUAACCUCACUGAUCCUGAUACUGAUGAACAUCAUCAUUUGUCAGAAGCAAGAAAGGGUAUGGAAGCUGUGGCUGAACAUAUCAAUGAAAUGCAAAAAAUCUAUGAAGAAUACGGUGCAAUAUUUGACGAGCUUUCUAAAAUGUUUAAAGAAUUAUAUCCCGCUAAAAAGGCAGUUGAUUUGAGCGUUGGAGAGUUACAAAUGUAUGGUACAGUUGAAUGGUCUAAUGUUGCUGACAGUCUGGGUAAAAUCAAGAAAGGGACAGAACUGGAGAGUACAGUGUUUGUUUUCAAGACAGGAGUUGUCUUUCUUUGUAGAGAAAGAUUAAAAAGACGGAAAACUCGGGUGGGGACUGGUUCUGGUAGGGGAUUAUUCAGUGAAAGUUAUGACACAAUUGAAAGGUUCCGUACACUGAUUCCGGUGCAAGAUGUUCAGGUGCGGCUAGGAAAAGUUAACGAUUUAGAUGGUCAUUACUGGUGGGAGCUGGUUCAUUCUAGAUCAGAUCCGGAAUGUAGACCGGAGCGAGUAUACCAGUUCUGUAACAGUACAACGGAAGCUAAAACAGACUUUAUGAGAAUUAUUAGACAAACAAUUAGAGAUAGUGUUCGUAAAAUGACUGUGCCAUCAGGCUCUCGAGAUAGUUUAAAAAGUAAAUACAUUCCGUUUGGUGGUAAACGUCUCGAAGCAUUGUCUUCUAAUCCACGCAGUACGCUCAGCAAGAAACGUAACUCUUCUAGUAAUAAAAACCAAGACGAAAGACAUUCAAUGGAAUUAGAUGGAAAAUUUAGUGUCGACGAUGAUGGUGUAUUCAGAACAAGAAGUAAAACUGUCGGAGAUUUGAACGAAAGUGAUUUAGAUGAAUCUAUGGAGGAAUUUGUUUGAGUUUAAGUGUACUUUAAUGUAUUGUACACGAGGUCAGGUAUUAGGUUGACUGAUUUCCAAGCAGAGACAGAUGAAUAAACUUCUACAGUUACCAGGACGGAUGAAAGAUACAGAGGAACAUGUGAUGAUUACGUCACAAAACUAAUGAUGACGUAGCAGUGCCAAGACGUGAACUUUACUUGGAUGAAACAAAGGAGGAAAGGGAACUAAAUCUUCAACCUACUUUUAUUAACAUAUCAUUCCUAUGGAGAAAAUAGGGAUAGUAUUGUAGCAAAAUAAAUACAUGAUGUAACAAUUACAUUGCACAUUUAAAAUGUACAUUUAUGUGAAAUGGUAAUAAACAAUGUACAAUUUAAAACACAGAAAUCCGCAAAAUCCGCAAUCCAUAUUCAUAUGUACAUAACAGGCAUAGUGAAUUGUAUUAUUAACAAGUUGCAUAGCUUUGUGGCUUUGUCAAUCGAGUAAUGGAAGUUUCAACUAUUUUCAUCUAUUUUUGACCAUGUUUAAUUCUGGGUGUAUUUGAGACAAGGAUGGUUUGAUUAUGUGAUUUUAUAACAGUAUUGUCUUCUUUUACCGAUCAAGGUUGAAGGUGCUUCCAGCAAUUUGUUCGGUUCAUUUUGCAUGCAUAUAUCAUGCAUAUGCAUAUCUUAGUCUCUACCAGUGAUCUAGUGACAUCUUUUUUAUUUGUGAACUUUGAACAUUUCACGUCUUUGCAACAUAUUCAAUUUUUACUGUGUUAUUAUUGUACAUAUUUGUUAAUAUUUGUUCUUGAACUCUCUUAUAUUUUUUAUUCAUGUUGUGUUUUUAGAAGAUUACACAUGUACAGUAAAAGGAGUAAUAAAAUUGUUAAAUGGAAUAGAAAAUA
Messenger RNA from Ruditapes philippinarum (Manila clam), 5841 nucleotides. Its product is annotated as protein still life, isoform SIF type 1-like. Gene Ontology annotation, cellular component: membrane; synapse. Gene Ontology annotation, biological process: activation of GTPase activity; small GTPase-mediated signal transduction; positive regulation of axonogenesis. The coding region runs from base 126 to 4976 and encodes 1616 amino acids. Gene Ontology annotation, molecular function: protein binding; guanyl-nucleotide exchange factor activity. Lineage: Eukaryota; Metazoa; Mollusca; Bivalvia; Venerida; Veneridae. The record is from RefSeq and is a predicted model, not a curated record. The transcript is spliced from 27 exons.